CCUAUGCUCUGCUUGCCCGAAUCAUUCACUAUCCCUUAUCCAACCCUAGCUACUCUUUUCGAGCCACUGCCGCUUCUCCGUCGAGCCACUGCCGCGUCCGUCCGUCGAGCUCUGCUGCCGUCCGUCCGUCGAGCUCUGCCGCCGUCCGUCCGUGUAGCCACCGCCCCCAAGUCUCCAACUCCCCUGCUCUCUUCUUCCGCGAGCUCGCCCCAUCCCAUACUCUUUGCAUCUUCUUGCCGUCGGCUUCAUCUUCUUGCCGUCGUCUGGGCGGCGUCGUCCAUCAAUCAAGGGUCUGUUGGCGUCUUCUUCGAAGCUUGUGGAGUGAGUGAUAGACAUGGCAGUUUCAGCUUCUCUAAUUCCGGUAUCAUCCACCACCACGACUUCGCUCACAUUCGGCACCAGAAAGCCACCCGCAUUUCCGUCUCUUGCUUGUCCAUUCAAGGGAUCCCUCAAGAAGUUGAACUCGACACCAUGCGGCUACACGGCAACGCUCAGGGUGCAGCUCAGAAGACCCCUCUCGGUGGUAGUGAACAAGGCGGCUUCUGCCCCUGCCCCUGCGGCGGGGGCUUCGAGCGUGCGGUUCAGGCUUGACAACCUGGGCCCGCAACCGGGUUCGAGGAAGAAGGCGAAGAGAAAGGGAAGAGGCAUAUCGGCAGGGCAAGGUGCAAGCUGUGGUUUUGGGAUGAGGGGUCAGAAGUCACGGUCUGGCCCCGGCGUCAGGAAGGGUUUCGAGGGUGGUCAGAUGCCCCUUUACCGUCGAAUCCCCAAACUUCGAGGAAUUGCUGGCGGUAUGCGUGCUGGGCUACCAAAAUAUGUCCAUGUAAAUCUGAGGGACAUAGAGGAUGCUAGAUUUAAGGAUGGUGAAGAGGUGUCUCUUGAAACUCUAAAGGAGAAGGGUGUGAUUAAUCCAUCAGGAAGAGAAAGGAAACUUCCUUUGAAGAUUUUAGGUGAAGGAGAGCUUAGUAAGAAGUUGACAUUUAAAGCCCGUGCUUUUUCAACAUCCGCAAAGGAGAAACUAGAGAGUGCUGGUUGUUCCCUCACUGUGCUUCCUGGCCGUAAGAAAUGGGUUAAGCCAUCUGUUGCUAAAAACCUUGCGCGUGCUGAAGAAUACUUCGCCAAGAAGCGAGCUGCUGCAGCUGCAUCUGAACCAGCUUCCGCAUGAAGUUGAAACAUUCAUGUGCAUCACAUGUAGAAAUCUUAGAUCACAAGGCAGGAAUGACUUAGAGAAUGGAAAGAAAGCAUGCAAAAGUGGAAGAAAUAUAAGAAGCCGAAACAACUAUAAAGCUGUCAGCCCUGACCUCUUCGCACUCAAUCGAUCAUAACUUGAGCUACAGAGUUUCAAAUGAGGCGGUUUCAGUUGCGUUGAAAAGCUAACAUCCGGGGCUUCGCAAUGAUAUACAAUUUGCCAUAGUGGCCAUGCAGCUAGGCGACGCGCACGCGCACUUGACGCGCACGCGCACAUUGGCGAAAAGUCCAUUGGCGCGCACGCGCACUUAGCGCGUACGUGCGACAUGCGCGACGUACUGCAAUUGCAGAAAUCGUUGGGGGCGAUUUCUGGGCUGUUUUUGAUCCAGUUUUUUGCCCAGAAAACACAGAUUAGAGGCUAUAGAGUGGGGGAAUCCAUUCAUUCAACAACUUUCAUUAUUCACAGUUUUAUGUUUUAGAUGUAGUUUCUAGAGAGAGAGGCUCUCUCCUCUCUCUAGGUUUUGGGAUUUAGGAUUUCUAUUAGUUUUAGGCGUAUUUCUUCC
Arachis duranensis is the source of this 1748-nucleotide messenger RNA. Its product is annotated as 50S ribosomal protein L15, chloroplastic. Bases 335 to 1162 code for a protein of 275 amino acids. The record is from RefSeq and is a predicted model, not a curated record. Gene Ontology annotation, biological process: translation. Gene Ontology annotation, molecular function: structural constituent of ribosome. NCBI's taxonomy places the organism in Eukaryota, Viridiplantae, Streptophyta, Magnoliopsida, Fabales, Fabaceae. The transcript is spliced from 6 exons. Gene Ontology annotation, cellular component: ribosome; cytosolic large ribosomal subunit.